GCGACAAAGGCGCGACCCGUGGACUCAGUUCACCCCUUUGUCUCAGUAUGUACCUAUUGUACAGUACAAUCCUCUUGUCACCAUCGUCAAAGCUCGCCAAAGGAGACACAGCAACAAUGAAAAUAUAUCUCCCAUUCGCCACAUCCAAAUACAAAAGCCCAACCAGGCCAACGCCGACCUGGUCGGCAAUCUCCUCCAACGAACAAUUAGUCAACGGGGAAAUCACAGCACUCUCACAACAUGUCUGCGAACCCCAGGGGCGGGUUCGUAAACCACUACGACGUCCUCGGAGUCGAGGAGUACGCCAGUACCGACGAGAUCAAGUCCGCCUACCGUAAGCUAUGCCUCAGCUGCCACCCAGACAAGAUCCGCGGCUCAAAGGAGGUCAAGGAUGAUGCUCACUGGAAGUUUGUGCAGAUCCGAACAGCGUACGACACCCUGAAGGAGGCGGCGACGAGGCAAGUAUUCGACGCGGAGCUCGGCUUCCACAGGAUGAACCUCAACCACAACCACGGCCACAGCAACUACUACCCUCCCCAGCCCUCAUCGCCACGGGCCCCACGGAGCCGGUCCACCCGCCGCAGCCGACGCCGCAGCUGCCCGGACUGCGGCGACCACCACGUCACGCAGCCGGAACCAGCGGAGAUCAAGCGCUGGGUGCGGCACAAUCUCCGGCCGGAGCGACUCGCAUCCGCGGUAGAUGACCUGCGAGACCUAGCGUCGCGGCUGGGCGAGAUGGCAUCGUGGUUCGCGCGGCGGCAGCGGUGGGCGACGGGGGCGCGCGACGCCCUGCGGGAGCUGGUCGGGCGGGCCGACGACGAGGCGGAGCGGGUGAGCGUCGUGCUGCUCAACGUGCAGACGCUGUCGUACUCGUGCGCGCCCCAGUCCAGGAGGGAGGAGCUGCUCCGCGAGGUGUCGCGCAUGGCUCGGGCUUGCCGGCACUCGUUGGAGGCGGAGAUGACGGUCGGGCGGUACUGGGAGGUCCUGAAGGGGGCGAGUCCAGAGGAGUGGGAUAUUUUGUACGAUACCUUUUUGAACCUUCUUGAGAGGUGGCUGAAUGGUUUGUAGGUAGGCUUGGGUGGUGCGCUGGAGUUGGGGUGU
Molecule: messenger RNA, 1101 nt
Organism: Phialemonium atrogriseum
Lineage: Eukaryota; Fungi; Ascomycota; Sordariomycetes; Cephalothecales; Cephalothecaceae
Exons: 1
Coding region: 241-1068 (275 amino acids)
Source: RefSeq, a predicted model, not a curated record